Messenger RNA from Mauremys reevesii (Reeves's turtle), 3670 nucleotides. RefSeq names its product cytochrome b561 domain-containing protein 1. Bases 73 to 738 code for a protein of 221 amino acids. Gene Ontology annotation, molecular function: transmembrane monodehydroascorbate reductase activity. Lineage: Eukaryota; Metazoa; Chordata; Testudines; Geoemydidae. The record is from RefSeq and is a predicted model, not a curated record. The transcript has 3 exons.
CGGCCCCGUCUCACGCCCUCGGCCCCUCCCCAGACCGGUGUCGCUGGGGCGGGACCCGCUCCCGGUCCCGCCAUGCAGGCCGGGCCCCCGGAGUCCCGUGUCUCCCGCUGGCUGCGGCGGGGCACCGGCCUCCUGGCGCACCUGGUGGCGCUGGGUCUCACCCUCUUCCUGCUGCUGCUCUCCCGGCCGGGCACCAGUCUGUUUUCUUGGCACCCUGUUUUCAUGUCUAUAGCGUUCUGCCUCUGCCUACCCGAAGCCAUCCUGCUCUUCUCGCCCGAGAACUCGCCGUUCUGCCUCUGCUCCCGCCAGGUGAAAGUGUGGCUGCACUGGACCGCGCAGACGCUAGUGGUCGUGGCUGCCACGCUGGGCCUGGCCUUCAUCAUCUCCAGCAAGAAUCGGAGCGAGCUCCCGCACUUGGUUUCGUGGCACAGCCUCCUAGGCGUCCUGACUCUGGUUGCCACCUGCGGGCAGGCUCUGUGCGGGCUUAGCCUGCGCUUCCCCCAGCUGCUGAGGAUCUCCUCUGUGGCACGGCUGAGGCUGUACCAUGUCACAUGUGGCCUGGUUGUGUGUCUGCUGGCCACCUUCACUGUAGUCCUCGGGAUUUGCUCUGACUGGUUCCAGGCACAGAUCAAAGGGAUAGCUUGGUAUUUCUGCCUGGCACUGCCCUUCUACCCUGCCCUGGUGAUCAUGAACCAGACCACGGGCGUUCAUCUACCGAAGAAAAGAGUGCGUGUCUGAACUCCGGCCUCCCCUUCUCCUUGCGCCUCUUGCCACCCUGGGUCUGAGCUCCGGCCUGCCCAUCCCCUUCCCCCCAACCCCGGGUCUGAGCUCCCACCUACCCAUCCUCCUCUCUUCUCCUCCCGCCCUCCCCUGGGUCUGAGUUCUGGCCUGCCCAUCCUCUUCUGCCGCCCCCCACCAUCCCCCCGGGUCUGAGCUCUCGCCUGCCUAUCCUCUUCUGCCUCCUCCACGCCCCCGGGUCUGAGCUCCCGCCUGCCCAUCCUCUUCUGCCUCCUCCACGCCCCCGGGUCUGAGCUCCCGCCUGCCCAUCCUCUUCUGCCUCCUCCACGCCCCCGGGUCUGAGCUCCCGCCUGCCCUUCUGCCUUCGUUCCACAGUGCACGGGUGCAUUGGGGCUAGUCCCUUCGCUCCCUGUACUAGUGAGCAUUUUCGCUUGUGUGGUUAGCAGAGCUGCUCUGUGGGCGUAGGUCCUGAGCUGGCAGAUCACAGCUAAGAUAGACACUUAAUGUCUUUUUGUUCAGGUUUUGGACCUGGGGCUCGAUUUCAAGCUCCUGGCUCACACUGGAGUCCCUGCCCCUGAGCACUGCAGCUCAGCUGGUCUUGCCCCUGGAUGAGUCCCUUUGCUUUCGGGUGCAAAGCCCCAGCGCAUCUUUGGAGACAGAACUCCACUGGCCAUCUCUGCUUGUCGUUCAACCCCUGGGGCUGCUGGGAUUGUAAAUGAGGCAGAAGAGCACCUGGGUGCAAUAGGCCCCAGGUUCUCUUCAAACUGGAUUAAUUAUUGUUCCUGAUGUUACUCUGGGCUUUGCGAUGCCCCCCCAGCCCCGACCCAUGCAGGCUCUCACAGAGCCCCAGGCUUUUCUUAGGCAGGAGGGUUGGAUUUUGUGGUAGUUGGACUCCCCAAGGGCCCAGCAGGCUGAGGGAGCAGUUGGAAGGAUAUGGGGCCUUUUGCCUGGAUUCUCGCCAAUGUGGGUUGUGAAAUGGGCCUGUGUGAAAUGAGUUAGUGGUCUAGCUAUGCCUGAGGCACCUAGAUCCUACGGUAAGGGUAGUGCCAUAGACAGGUGGCAUUGGGUGUGGAAACUUGCACUAUUGCUGCCCAGGCUGUACCCGUCCAGUGGGUGAGCAAAGGUCUUGGCUCUGCAUAGUCCCUUUGACAAACACUGAGUUAACUUUAGCCAAGGAUGGGGUGGGGGGAUCCUGGGGAGGUGGUUUCUUGGCACCCUCCACAUCCCCCUCCGAGAAGCGCCUGUUUCAAAGGCCAGUUGCAGCACUUGACAGUGGCAGGUCUGUAUCCGCGUGUCGCUUUGGGGCAGAGGCCGUGGGUUAGCUCAGUGGGUUGUAAUGGGAAAGAACCAAGUUUGCAGUGUCCCUAGGGUUUUCGUGGGCUGGGGAUGGCUUUGCAGGUGUAGCCUGGGGGUAGGUUUACUAGCUGUGGGGGCUUCGUAACUCGCAAUGACUUGGGCUUUGGACCUGGGCUCCACUGAAAAUUUAGGUCAGCAUAGCUCCAGAGCUCGCGACUGCCAUGGCUGUGCUGACUGCACCCCCGGUGUUGACACAGCUGGGGUGACAGAAGCAGUUUUUCAUCAGGCUAGCUACCAUCACUCAGGUAGGUGGUGUUCGUGUGCCAAUGGAAAAGCCCCUUCCGGCUAUAGGCUGCAUUGACACUGCGGGUGUGUGCUGGCAUCGCUGUGGCGACUGAGCUGUGUUGCUAUAGUCCCCGUAGUGUAGACAUAGCCUUAGUCAGCAGCAAAGCUCCUAGGGCCGUGUUUGGGGUAGGAGCUGAUUGACUCUCACUGUUCCCAUAUUUAACCAUUUUAAUGGCAGGACUUGCGGUGGGCGUCUGCCUCCAGUAUCUCAGGGAAGGUGCCCCACUGCCUUGCAUUGCAUUUCCCUUUUGGAGGUGCUGCCAGUUCACGCUCUUCCUUUUCCUCCGCUGCUAUCUCACCAGCAUCCAAGGAACCUGCACAGCUCUGGGGAGAGGCCCCUGUUUGGAGUGGGUGCUUGGUUAAAUCACGCAUUUAACCCCUUCUUUCCUGAAUACUUGUCAGGGUGGGGCAGUUGUGGAGGGGAUGAAGGACCAGAGCAGAGAACAGGAGCCUGAGGUGCUAACCAGCUGGCACUGCACCAACAGAAUGUCCAAUGUCAUGCCCCCCACACCUCCUCGUAUGUGUCACCAGUGGGGUUUUCACCUGGGACCCUCAGCACCACAGCCCUGGCUAAAUAGUAGCUCUGCUAGGCCGCUAUCCUUCCUGAGGAUCAGCUACUAUGCUAGUGUGGGGACACAUGCAGUGAGCAGACUAUCACUGCGUGAAUGGGGGUGGCAGCAGGGGCAAGGCAGAUGUGCUAGCGGGAUGGAGACCCAUGGAAGGGCUGUGAUGCCCUUUGAUGGCUCUUGCUGUGAACAUGCUGCUGAAACCCUUGUGCUGUCUUCUGCUCAGUCCCACUCGACUGGAAAAUGAAAGAGUGUGCAGAUUCUUUUGUGCACUUGGGGUUUGGUUGCCAGCUAUCCUUCCCCUCCCCAAAGACUCACUCCUCUUUCUGAAACGCCACCUGCAGUGUCACUCUGCAUUAACCCUGCGAAGACGGCAGGAGCAAUCCUUGCACUUUCCAAGCUCAGGACAUUCCCCAUUUUAGCUGCAUUCUGAGUGGCUCCAGCUCGUUCAACCCAACUGAAUCCCCCUCUCUGUUGUGUUAUGGGUCCAAAAAGCUGGGCCAAGUCCCUGCCCUGUGGUCUAAAGGCAUUGGCUUUGCCUGCCGCUUGGCGCUGGGAAUGUCUUCCAUCUCAGGGAACUAAUGAAGUGCAAUUCAACAUUGAGGCCUCAUCUGGAGUACCAUGUCCAGUUUUGGGCCCCACACUACAAGAAGGAUGUGAAAAAAUUGGAAAGAGUCCAGCAGAGGGCAACACAAAUUAUUAGGGGUCUGGAGCACAUGACUUAU